CUCCUACGCUAUAUUGGCAUUGCUUUGUAAUUUCGGCAUCGCAUGCGACGACAUUCAAUAUGCCGCAGCCCAAAGAGGAUAAGGCGCUAUCCAGGCGUUUUUUCCGAAGGUCCAAACGCUCCGACGCUGAUUCUCAAAUCGACGCCUCCAAAUCUGGUUCGAGCGAUGGCCGUGACAGCAGAGUAGGGAGUCAAGUCGCGGUGGUGGAUGCGAUAACAGUCGUGGCGGCUCCACAGUCCUUGCCCAACACGAAGCCAAAUGCGUCGACGAGCACGGAGACUGUUUACCCGUUUAAAUUCUGGGAAGCUGCAUACCAGGAAAUCCUCAACGAUAAGGACGACAAAACACAGAAAGAUUGUCGGGGCCUAUGAUAUCCUACUCGAUCGCAUGGCUCGGCAAGGGGCUGGAGAGGCGGAAGACAAUUGGGAAUUGCAGAUGACGGAUAUCGCCGACGAUGAGGACGGCCGUUUGGAUUUCGAGUCUCCUGGUGGCGGUGGUGACACCACUGUGAAGCGCCGAGUAGGAUGCGAAGAAGAAAUGAGGGCCAUCGCCGUUGCGAAACUCGGAGAGAUGCAGCGGAAAGAAUGGGUCAUGCAGUGGAACGGCCACGUUUUCAAGAUUCGGGAACAAGUCACCCGAAUCGUCAGGAUCAUGCAGCAUGUGUCCAGUCUUGCCAGUCAAGCAGCUUCUACCAACCCUCAGGCCGGGCUUGCCUUGGCGGGAGUCUGCGUCCUUCUACCGCUCAUCGUCAACGAUACAGACGAACGACAGGCCGCCAUCGACGGGGUCGAACACGUUACCCGAAUUGUGGCAAGAUUCCGGACCGUGGAGGACGACUAUGUCUCAGGUCGGUACGGGAAGAAUGAACAUUUCGAGAGAGCGCUGGUGGCUCUGUACCGCAGAGUCGCCUUCUUUUACAUGAAGGCCGCCUGCUAUUUUGCCAGAUCAACGCCAUUUCGGUCAAUUCGAGGUCUCGUGGCUGCAGAUGAGUGGAAACCCACUCUCGACUCGGUCAAGGUGACCGAGACCGAAUGCCACAGCUUCGUAGCCACGCUGGGAUGGUCCAAGUCACUCGAGAAAGUCGACAAAGUGCUAGAGGACUUGUCAAGAGUGGAGUUCAAAGACCUCAUCAAGGACAUAGAGAACUGGCUGAUACCCAAUAUCAACGUCGAAGGACAGCACCAUGCAAAGCAGCCGAAGCUGGCUUCCGGAUACGAUAAGGCUGGCAGUUGGCUGCUAGAUAUGCCCGAGUUCAAAUCGUGGGAGGGAGAAGAAGAUGCCGGACAGUUCUGGAUUAGUGGAGCCGUCGGCACUGGAAAGUCCUCCCUGGUCGCCAUCAUAGUGGACCGCAUCCGAAGGAUGCAGCAAGAGAACGUCGCCUUCUUCUACUGCAUCGUGGACACCCCCGGCACGACGGAACAUGACGUGGUAGUCACGCGAAUUCUCCGCGGGCUCUUGGGACAACUAGCCAUGUCACAGGAUAGGAAGAGAAUUGCGGAGGAGAUCGAAGUCGCCUUCGACCAGUCAGCAAAGCCAGGAGCGCUGGGGCGAGUGCCUCUUAGCUUGGAUGCUGCGAAAGUCUUGCUAGUCAAGAUUAUCAAUACUCGACGUAGCACCACCAUCAUCAUCGACGGCUUAGACGAGGUCCCAGACUCCCGUCAUCUUCUCCUGGUCUUGAAGGACAUCGACAAGAAGGUGGACGCAAAAAGACUACGGCUACUUCUCGCGAGCCAGAGCGUGGUUCCGAUAAGCGACUACUUUCCGUUGGCGAAGGUGGUAGUUGCAGGAGGGCAAAGCAGCAUGACCGACAUGAAAUCCUUCAUUGGCAGACGAGUUCAGCAGUUCAACAAAGACCGCCCAAACAUUCUGAGCUCAGGGCUUUCCGAGGAUAUUGUGGAAACUCUAUCCACGAAGGCUGAGGGAAUGUUCAAGUGGGCAGAGCUGUCCCUCAAGCAAGUUCUCGACCAUGACAAUACAUCCACCGAGAUUGCUGAACAUUGGAAGUCGGUGAAGGAACAGGAGUUCCGUGGACUGCUUGUUGACCUCGUCCGAACCUACGAUGUUAUCUACAAGAAAAGCUUGCCUUUCGGGGAUCAGCGACAUAUGGUCCAGCGUGCCGCCCAACGAGCUCUUUUAUGGGUUCUCGGCGCAGAGCGAGGCUUGAGACGAAAGGAAUACCUCGCACUGCAAAAAGGCGAAACGAACGAAGCAUCGGCAGCGAAGACUGACAAAAUCUGCCAGAACUUUAUUCAUCUCUCUGAAGACGGAGAAAUUGCCGCCUCGCAUUCGUCUGUCUGGGACUACAUCAGUCUCAAAGUCACGGACCAGGUCGACAAGUUCGUCAAUUUCGCCGAGAGCGAGAACAAUCCCGACGCGAUCCGAGAAAUCAUCCUCGAUUGUCUGAAGAUCAUCAUCGAUAGCGAUGGCUCGUCAUCAGGCGACGAACCCGAGGAUCAGCUCUCGGAGAAAUCCCCGAACCCGCUGCUGCAUUACGCUUGCCAUCAUUGGCCCAACCAUUUGGGGCCCUGUAUCAGGAGCGGGAGGGACUCGAGCAAUCUACUGAAGCAGGCAGUGGCCCUUUUCGAUCCAACCAACGUCAACGCCCUCCGGCGAUGGAUUGAGGUCUACGACCCGGACUGGGACUCCCAGAACAUGAGCAAACUCAAGCCUCCCGAUCCCUUAUAUUACGCUGUGUGGACUGAGGGUGACGAUAUUGUUCGGUUCGUUCUCGACAACUCGGAAAGCUCAUCUUGGACAGGCGGUCCUCUUGGGAAGGCCCUCCAGCUAGCAUGCUACCUGGGAAAGACAUCGACGGUGCGCGAAAUCCUGAGGAAAGUCAGCGUCAACGAAGCAGACGAUCAGAGAGAGGUCGUAGACCUUUUGAUAAACGAAUACGAGGCCAACGUCAACGCCUCUAGCGCCGCCUUUGGGAACGCCGUGCAGAUAGCGCUAGCACUGAGGGACCAGGGUCUUCUGGAAUCGCUCGUUAAUCAUGGGGCUCAAUACAACCCUACCGAUUGCCGAGGGAUGAUUUGGGCCAAUGUCUGGCGUCAGAUUCGAGAGUCAGGAUGGUCGGAACCAAAUAAAUUGCUCCGUAAGUGGGUGAAGGAUAUAACCACUAUUCCACAACUGCCAACAGCCUUAGACUCGCGUUUGCAGAUCCUUCACACCUGCAUCGUCUAUCAACACAGAGCCGCCAAGCAAAUCGGUCGUGAAGAACCAGCAUCACCGCCCAACCCGGAAGCCGCUACAUUAAUGGAUCGGUUAUCGGUUGUCACCAAGCAUAUCUGUACAGCCGAUCUAAGUACCAGUGGCUACAUUCCCAUAGUGCUCACAUGGGUGCUUCUCUUCCGAUUAAUGGAGUUUAGUCAACUCAACAACUCCAUCGAGGUUUACGAGAUAGUCCACCGACACGAAAUCUUCAUCCAGGAAUUCGGAGAGUCCCUUCAGGAUAAUCCAACCCUACACGCAGUUUUGACCCAAUUAUUCGCCCUUGCGGUUCGGGUUUUGACUACCACUGCGAUCCGUAUCAUUGGGCUUAAGGGACUCAGUAUAGAAGCGGAAGCGCUCGAAGAGAGCGCAAAAGAAACUGCGGCGAAGCGACUACUCUCUCUCCACAAUGAGCGCACAUUGUCCGCAAUGAACAAAAUGGCAAACGACAUUUCAGAGAUGAAACAACAAAUCAGCCAACUUGUCGGUGCCGUGCAAAUGCUUGUGGCUCUUCAGCGGAAAUCCGACGAUACAGACGCACAAGCAUACUGGCAACAUGAUUCGUCGUAG
This is a messenger RNA of Phialemonium atrogriseum, 3780 nucleotides long. RefSeq lists its product as uncharacterized. The coding region runs from base 259 to 3780 and encodes 1173 amino acids. The transcript has 8 exons. NCBI's taxonomy places the organism in Eukaryota, Fungi, Ascomycota, Sordariomycetes, Cephalothecales, Cephalothecaceae. The record is from RefSeq and is a predicted model, not a curated record.